This is a messenger RNA of Amaranthus tricolor (Joseph's coat), 2775 nucleotides long. RefSeq names its product protein STRUBBELIG-RECEPTOR FAMILY 8. Bases 321 to 2462 code for a protein of 713 amino acids. The transcript is spliced from 16 exons. Gene Ontology annotation, biological process: protein phosphorylation. The record is from RefSeq and is a predicted model, not a curated record. Gene Ontology annotation, molecular function: ATP binding; protein binding; protein kinase activity. NCBI's taxonomy places the organism in Eukaryota, Viridiplantae, Streptophyta, Magnoliopsida, Caryophyllales, Amaranthaceae.
AUCAAAAUUCUCAAAUAACCUUAAAAAAACCCACCUUAAUAAUAUACUUAAUCACUCAUAAUUAAUCCUCAAAUCUCCAACUAAUGAACUAUAUUCAUUAUUCACUCACACUCUUCUAGUCUUGUUCAUUCUCCCUCUUCAUUUAACAAGGCCACAACACUACAAAGCUUCGAAUCUUUCACUCUCAUUCUCAUUCUAAUUCUCUCUCUUUCUUUCAACAUCUUUCUUCCUUUCUUCUUAUGUAAUGUAACCAUCAUUCUCCAUUAAUUCCACUUAUUUCUUUUCAUUUUUCCUUCAUUUUGUCUACCAACAUCAUAAGAAUGCCUAUGAUCUCUUUUUCUUGUUUCUUUUUCUUCUUUUUUGCCCUUAUAUUGGUGUUAGUCGGAGCUAAUACUGAUGCUAACGAUGUACAAUCACUUCAAGUUUUGUAUGGUGCACUGAACAAUCCUGCUGAGCUUACUGGUUGGAAAUCGAGUGGCGGUGACCCGUGUGUUGAAUCAUGGAAGGGUGUUAAGUGUGAUGGUUCUGCUGUGGUUUCCUUGGACCUUUCUGGGUUAGGAGUAAGUGGUUCAAUGGGAUAUAUGCUUGGAAAUCUUGUCUCAUUAAAGACCUUGGAUUUGAGUAAUAACAAUAUACAUGAUGCUAUUCCAUUUCAACUGCCACCCAAUCUUACAUCCUUAAAUCUAGCUCACAAUAAUCUGAGUGGUAACCUACCAUACUCCCUUGUAACUAUGACUGCACUUUCUUAUUUGAAUGUUAGUGGUAACGCACUCGCACAGCCAAUCCAAGAUGUAUUUGCUAAUCAUACAGCCCUUGCAACCCUAGAUCUUUCAAACAAUAAUUUUUCUGGAGAUAUUCCCAGUUCUUUUAGUUCCUUGUCCAAUCUCUCAACACUCGAGGUUCAAAAUAAUCAGUUGACUGGUUCUCUUUCUGUUCUCGUUACCCUGCCGUUGGAUAACCUGAAUGUUGCAAAUAACCACUUCACCGGUUGGGUACCCGAGGAACUCAAGUCAAUACCCAGUUUUAUUUAUGAUGGUAACUCAUUUGACAAUGGUCCAGCUCCUCCACCACCACCGUUCACCCCACCUCCUCCAGGAACACCUGCAAAAAGAAAGCACAAAGGUUCGAGAGGUACUGAUGAAUCGCCUGCGAGUCCUGAAAGAGAGAAUUCUCACGAACAGAAGAAAUCGUCAUCAGUUGGAACUGUCAUUGGGGUAGUUUUAGGCGUUGUAUUCUUGCUUUUAUUUGGUAUCUUGCUUGCCCUUUUGUUUUGCAAGAAAAAAAGGAGAACAAAAGAUGAUGGUGGCCAAUUGUCCUUGCGGGGUGUCUCCAAUGGCAAUGAAAAAGUUGACAUGGAGAUGCAAGAACAGAGUUUUACAGGCACAGCUGCUGUUGCUGAUCUGAAAACCCCACCACCAGAAAGUUUGCUGAUCGAGAAAAUGCAAGGGAAAAAUGGAUCCUUGAAACGAGUCAAGUCCCCUAUUACCGCUACUUCGUAUACAGUUGCUUCUCUUCAGACUGCCACAAACAGCUUUAGCCAAGAAAAUAUUGUUGGUGAAGGUUCACUCGGUCGAGUUUACAAAGCAGAGUUUUCUAAUGGCAAGGUCUUGGCUAUCAAGAAGAUAGAUAACUCAGCACUAUCCUUGCAAGAGGAGGACAAUUUCCUUGAAGCCGUGUCAAAUAUGUCCCGCCUCAGACACCCGAACAUCGUCUCACUGGUUGGAUACUGCACAGAGCAUGCGCAACGACUUUUGGUGUACGAAUACAUUGGGAGCGGGAGUCUGCAUGAUAUGUUACACUUUUCUGAUGAUGGAAGCAAAAGAUUAAAUUGGAAUGCAAGAGUCCGAGUUGCGCUUGGAACGGCCAGAGCUCUAGAGUACUUGCAUGAAGUCUGUAUGCCAUCUGUUGUACAUAGAAAUUUCAAGUCGGCAAAUAUCUUACUUGAUGAUGAAUUUAACCCGCAUCUGUCAGAUUGCGGAUUGGCUGCUCUAAAUCCAAACACAGAAAGACAGGUGUCAACUCAAAUGGUGGGUUCAUUUGGAUACAGUGCUCCAGAAUUUGCUCUAUCUGGAAUAUACACUACCAAAAGUGAUGUAUAUAGCUUUGGGGUGGUGAUGUUGGAGCUUUUGACGGGGCGUAAGCCAUUGGAUAGUUCAAGACCAAGAUCCGAACAAUCUCUUGUAAGAUGGGCUACACCGCAACUGCAUGAUAUAGAUGCCCUUGCCAAAAUGGUUGAUCCUGCACUAAACGGCAUGUAUCCUGCCAAGUCCUUAUCUCGAUUUGCUGACAUCAUUGCGCUAUGUGUUCAGCCCGAGCCAGAAUUCCGACCACCAAUGUCAGAAGUAGUACAAGCAUUAGUCCGGUUGGUUCAGAGGGCAGGAGCUGCAAAAAGACGAUCCAGCGAUGAAUCAGGUUUCGGGUACAAGUCACUUGAUCAUGAAGGAAUCGACAUUUCAUUUUGAAGUCCAAAACUCAAAAUUGUUGGAAAAGUUUUGUUUUAAAACACAAGCCGAGGUGUGUAUACAUGUCCGAGGCCUUGAUGAAGGCAUCGAGAUUCGAGGGCGAGUUUUUACAUGAUUAUCAAUGAAAUCUGUAAUUAGUCUUAAGCAUCGGAACAAAGAUGUCUGAGUAAAUAUAUUUAUCUCGGUGACAAUGUAAAUUUUUCCUUCCAAUAGAUUUACUUGAUGUAAAUUAUGUCUUUUUAUGCUGCAAUUCUACAAAUAUGUGCUGUUUUCUACUUUAUAGUUAAUAAAGAAGUACUUGUGUUAACCCCAA